Elaeis guineensis (African oil palm) is the source of this 890-nucleotide messenger RNA. NCBI's taxonomy places the organism in Eukaryota, Viridiplantae, Streptophyta, Magnoliopsida, Arecales, Arecaceae. The record is from RefSeq and is a predicted model, not a curated record.
CUUCCUCCUUUCCUUCCCUCCUCCCCCAAACAUCAGCAGCCUAGUGGGGAACUAUGAGGAUUUUGAACUGGGUGCAAAAGAAAUUCAUUGGGAGACAAAAGAAGAAUAAAAUUGAUAUUGGGUCGAGUUCAGCUCAUUAUACUGCUAUGCCUGAUAUUCGUAAAGAUGAAUUCAGUGACUGGCCCCAAGCAUUGCUCACCAUCGGGACAUUUGGUAACAGUGAGUCGAAGGAAGAUACAGCAACAUAUGAUUCCUCAGAGGACUUGCAUUCUCUGCAAGAUCAACCGGACCUUAUGCUAGAAGAAGUGAUUAAAUUUCAGAAGGAAUUAGCUAAACUACUUGCACUCAAGCCCAAGUCUAGCACUGAUGGAUCAGAGAUGGGAUGCGAGAAAAAUAAGUUUUGUGAUGGUUUGGAUGAUGAGGACAAUUGUGAAAACUCACCAAAUAGCAAGAUCAUCUUAAACAGAGCCAAAAAGUUGUUAGCAGACCAUAGCAGUGCAAUUAAGAAAAAAUCAAUCUCAUUUCUCCUCAAGAAGAUGUUUGCUUGCAACAGUGGCUUUGGACCAGCUCAUAACUUAAGGGAUCCAUUUCCUGAGUCAAAAAUAGAGAAGCUACUGAAGACUAUACUUCACAAGAAAAUACAUCCUCAAAAUUCUAAUUCAACAUCAAAAAUGAAGUACUUGGAGAAGAAACAGGAGGAGACAACACAUGCUGAAGACAAGAUGCAUGAGAAAGAAAAGGAUGGUGGCAAAUGGGUCAAGACGGAUUCAGAAUACAUUGUCUUAGAGAUGUAGAUGCCAUACAAAGCUUCAGUGUGACUGGUAUGUUUGCAAAGCCUAAGGAAUUCCUUUUGCAUUGUUCUUGCUAAUAUUCUAGGCCAAGCCAUAUCA